Hippopotamus amphibius kiboko is the source of this 708-nucleotide messenger RNA. RefSeq names its product homeobox protein TGIF2LX-like. The record is from RefSeq and is a predicted model, not a curated record. Gene Ontology annotation, biological process: regulation of transcription by RNA polymerase II. The transcript has a single exon. The coding region runs from base 1 to 708 and encodes 235 amino acids. NCBI's taxonomy places the organism in Eukaryota, Metazoa, Chordata, Mammalia, Artiodactyla, Hippopotamidae. Gene Ontology annotation, molecular function: DNA-binding transcription factor activity, RNA polymerase II-specific; RNA polymerase II cis-regulatory region sequence-specific DNA binding.
AUGGAGGCCACUGAAGAAAGCCCAGCAGAGACCCAAAGCCCUGCUCAGGGCACCUCAAUUGAGUCGAAUAGUUACAAUGCUACAGAUAAAGUUCUUGUCUCACUAGAGGGCAAGAGGAAGCAGAAAGGGUACUUGCCAACUGAGUCUGUGAAGAUCCUCCGUGACUGGCUGUAUGAGCACCGGUUUAAGGCCUACCCUUCAGAGGUAGAGAAGCGAAUGCUGGCAGAGCAGACCAAUUUGUCUUUCAUGCAGAUCUCUAACUGGUUCAUCAACGCCCGCAGACGCAUUCUUCCGGAAAUGCUUCAACAGGUUGGAAGUGACCCCAACCAGAUCACUGUGUACAACCAAAAAGGCAAGGCUGCCAAUGUGACCCGCCAGCAGAGCACCCAUCUACUUCCCAAGACCAAGUCAGGGCCCAGAGGUCGAGACAAGAUACAGUGCCUGCCCCUGAGCUCCCCGCCAAUGAGUCAGGAGGCAGAGGAGAAGCUGCCAGUUCUAGAGUUGGUCCCAGGCCAGAAGUUCACCCCUAAAGCCUUGUCAGAUGAAAAGGUUGACUUUUUCACCAGUGGGCCCUUGCUUACAUCUUCUCCUGAACCUGUGGCGACAGAGGAGUACAAGGACUUCAGCAGCUUCCAGCUGCUGGUGGAUGCAGCUGUAAAAAAGGCUGCCGAACGGGAGCUACAGAAAAAGCAAGAGCCCAACCUAUGA